Messenger RNA from Euleptes europaea (tarantolino), 1470 nucleotides. Its product is annotated as interstitial collagenase-like. NCBI's taxonomy places the organism in Eukaryota, Metazoa, Chordata, Lepidosauria, Squamata, Sphaerodactylidae. The transcript has 10 exons. Gene Ontology annotation, cellular component: extracellular matrix. Gene Ontology annotation, biological process: proteolysis; collagen catabolic process; extracellular matrix organization. Bases 1 to 1470 code for a protein of 489 amino acids. Gene Ontology annotation, molecular function: zinc ion binding; metalloendopeptidase activity. The record is from RefSeq and is a predicted model, not a curated record.
AUGCAGAGCUUCUUCCUCAGAGUUGUGCUCUGUGGAGCACUUUCCUUUGCUUUGCCGAUCAUCCCGGAAACUGACCAAAUCACAAAAGGGGACACACAGCUCGCUGAGAAAUAUCUCCACAACUACUACCCUGAACCAGAAGGAACCCCAGUCUUAAGAAGCAAAGGCAAUAAUAAUGAGAUGGCUGACAAAAUCCGACAAAUGCAGGAAUUCUUUGGGCUGAAAGUGACGGGCCAGCUGGAUUCACCCACCCUGAAUGAAAUGAAGAAGCCUCGAUGUGGGGUUCCUGAUAUAGGAGAAUUUCGCGCCGCUCGUACACUUAACAGAUGGCCACGGAAUGACCUAACGUAUAGCAUUCAGAACUAUACACCAGACAUGGAGCCUGCUGACGUGGAGGAUGCUAUUGAAAGAGCUUGGAAAGUGUGGAGUGAUGUGACCCCCUUGACCUUCACUAAAGUAUCCCCAGACUCUGCAGAUAUAUUGAUCUCUUUUGUUGCAGGAUACCAUAGAAGCAAUCGCUUCGACCGUGCCUUUGAUGGAUAUGGAGGAGAACUGGCUCAUGCUUUUUUCCCUUCCUUCGGUGGGGAUGCCCAUUUUGAUGAGGAUGAAUACUGGGCAAAGGAUUUGAAAGGAACCAAUCUUUUCCUUGUUGCUGCUCAUGAAUUUGGACACACACUGGGUCUUCAACAUUCCAGUAUCUGGGGGACUCUGAUGUUCCCAACAUACGUGCCUUCAAACCCCCAAACCUUCAGGCUUCAUGAGGAUGACAUUAAUCGCAUCCAGUAUCUUUAUGGGCCCCCUGAAAAUGAUAAUGAUGUUUACUUUAAUGAUGAUGAUGACCAGCUAGAAUCCCCCCAGUUUCCCACGAACUCUCCAGCAGAAGAACCGUCCCCAGACUUGUGUGACCCUCAUCUCUCUUUUGAUGCUGUGGCCACUCUCCGAGGAGAAACUCUCUUCUUUAAAGACAGCUUCAUGUGGCGGAUAAAUCCUCAAAGAAGGAACAUUGAGAAAGGUCCUACUUCUGAUUUCUGGCCAGUUUUGAAAGGUGGCAUCGAGGCUGCUUACGAACUUGAAGAUAAAGACAUCUUAUUUCUUUUUAAAGGACAGAGGUACUGGGCUACCCGGGCAAAUAUUAUACAGCCAGGUUACCCAAAGAAUAUCCACACCUUGGGCUUCCCCAACAGUGUAAAGAAAAUUGAUGCAGCUCUUUUUGACAAAGAUACAAAGAGAACAUUAUUGUUUUCAGGAGACGAGUACUGGAGUUAUGAUGAAGCACAGAAUUCUAUGGAGAAUGGAUAUCCAAGAAAGAUCACUUCAGACUUCCCUGGAAUUAGCUCUACAGUGGAUGCUGCUUUACACCAUAAUGGACACUUCUAUUUAUUCAGCGGCUCAAAGCAGUACAAGUUUGACAGCAAGCAGAAACGAUUUACUGGUAUAAAGAAGAGCAACUCCUGGUUUGGCUGCCGGUGA